This is a messenger RNA of Sphaeramia orbicularis (orbiculate cardinalfish), 3557 nucleotides long. It is a transcript of the gene ykt6, whose product is annotated as YKT6 v-SNARE homolog (S. cerevisiae). Bases 261 to 857 code for a protein of 198 amino acids. The record is from RefSeq and is a predicted model, not a curated record. Gene Ontology annotation, cellular component: Golgi apparatus. The transcript has 8 exons. Gene Ontology annotation, molecular function: SNAP receptor activity. Gene Ontology annotation, biological process: endoplasmic reticulum to Golgi vesicle-mediated transport. Lineage: Eukaryota; Metazoa; Chordata; Actinopteri; Kurtiformes; Apogonidae.
GUAUGCUGCUGAACCGCUCCAGGGUUGUGACGUGGUGAUUGGUCCGUAAACUGCACUCCGAAAACUACUAAGUCAGUAUCAACUACGUUGUGAUUAGGUUACUGUGUAUCUAUGAUACACAGAUAAGACUUUUACUUCGCGUGGAAUAAAUAGUUUAUUAUCUCGUCUGAACGGAUCCUGUCCGUUGGCUGCUCAUUUGUUUGAUUAGCUCAUCCGAGUCGCUCUGAUAGUUUCUGCUGUGACUGAAUAACCGGAGCAGCAUGAAGCUCUACAGCCUCAGCGUCCUGUACAAAGGAGCGACCAAAGCAAACCUCCUGAAAGCGGCCUACGACCUCAGCUCCUUCAGCUUCUUUCAGCGCUCCAGUGUUCAGGAGUUUAUGACCUUCACCAGUGCCUUGAUUGUUGAACGGACAUCACAAGGAAGCCGUGCCUCUGUCAAAGAACAAGAAUACCUGUGCCAUGUGUAUGUGAGAAAUGACAACCUGAGUGCUGUAGUCAUAGCAGAUACUGAAUACCCACAGAGAGUCUGUUUCACAUUGCUAGACAAGGUAUUAGAGGAGUUUUCCAGGCAAGUGGACAGUAUAGACUGGCCUUCUGGUAACCCUGAAACCAUAAACUACAAAGCUCUGGAUAUUCACCUGUCUAAAUACCAGAAUCCCAGGGAAGCAGAUGCAAUGACCAAAGUACAAGCAGAACUUGAUGAGACAAAGAUCAUUUUGCACAACACCAUGGAAAGUCUGCUGGAGCGAGGAGAGAAGCUGGAUGAUCUUGUUGCAAAGUCAGAGCAUCUGGGAAACCAGUCCAAAGCCUUCUAUAAGACUGCACGGAAACAAAACUCAUGCUGUGAAAUAAUGUGAUGCCGCUGCCUCGUCCUCGUGGACACACACCUCUUUCUCUGCCUUUCUGCUUUCCUACAACUCCCAUCAUGCACCAGCCACCAGCUCUCAACACUAAAGGACAGUUCCGGGCGCCGUGUGAUCCCGGGCGGAGCGCCGGGAUGAGGAAAGGGGUGGUCUGUCCGGAUCGUGACUGAUGGGCGCUGAAGGAGUGAUGGGGUUUGGUCCAGGGAAGAAGUGAACGUUUGAGUUCUUUUAACCUUUCAAAGGGUAACAAUCUGUGUGGUGUUUCAGUACCAGCUGAGGACAUAAUAGUGUGAAGUCGUGUAUUGGUGACGUGUCGUUGAAACAUCUUCAAAAACCAUUUAAUGUUAUUCAGAUUGAACCGAGUCUUAACAGUUUGAUCUCAGCUCUUAACGUUUCUCAGAGUGUUAAUGACGGUUGUGCUUUCACUUGGACGCACCUCUGACAAUCUCACAGUCUUAUACUGUGAAUAAAUACAGUAUGUUUUAAAUCCUUCACAAAUUUUUUUUUUUUUUGUUUUGCAGCCAUUACCCCUCACUGCUCAGUAAGUGGCACUGUCUAUUUGCUCUAUUAUUUCACUCAGCCUCAACAAAGGGGUCAAACGAAAAGAUGUAAGAUCCAAGACAGUAAGUUGCUGCCUGGACAUGCAUAUCAAAAUCUCUCAAACUGAACAAAGAUUUUUCUUUGGAUUAAGUUACUUAAUUUUUUCUUUUUUUUCUAUCUUACCAUGUUCAGUGAAUCUUAAACAUUCCCAUGUAGAGUGAUUGUGUAAUUGAUUGCAGGUAGAUGUAACAUGUAGGAAGCUGUUCUCCAUACUGUAGAUGCAGCCUUCUUGCUUCAUUACUAACAUUCAGCCUGUUUAAGCUUAUAUUGUCUAAUGGAAAGCUCUUUUGUUUUACUCUGCAAACGAUAUUGAUAAAACGCAUAUAAGCAGUUUUUUUGUUAAAGAGUGCAUGGACUUGCUCAGACUUGUGUACCUCUCCUACCUGGGAUCACUGGUUCAUGGAGGUGAUUCUAGGCGGAGCUUCAGCCUUGGGAGCUGCAGCACACUUUGGCCUCUGUGGAGCACAUUUCCUGCCAAAAUCUAACAAACAUGUUUUCCCUUUCACCAACAAAUGCAGUGUGGUUUGUAAAUAGAAAGCAGGAUUGACUGAGGCAUUUUGUUUUGUAAACUGAAAAUGCACCCAUGAGCUGCAAUUUUAAUUUUUUUUAAAGCACUGAAAUGUUUACAUUUCUUAUCCAAAUUCAGUUGGUUUUUGUGUUUAAUUAGAAUUUUAAAAUCAGGGUUUGAUAUUGGUUGAGAAAUGUAAAUCUUCUAGUGUUUUUUAUAUUGAUUAAAAAUGCAGCUUGUCUGAUCCAAAAUGGCGGUGACCGAUGUUCAAUGUGGUCUCACAUCUGUGCCGUUCACUAUAUUAAUGCUGAUUUUUUUUUUCCACUGAAAUGUGUCCUCUACAACAGCAGGUGGUGCUAGUUGUCAGUUUAAAAGCACAAGUGUUAUGCUGAGUUCUGUAGAUCAGCUCUUUAAAUAAACACCCACUUUGAAGGUUAUUUUCAGACAUUGUAAGGAUUAAAUUAAAUGAUGUUACCCGUUACAUUUUGGGCUGUUUUACCUUAUUCUCAUUUUGUCAACUGAGUCAGAAAAGGUUUUUAAAAAUGGUUAUAAUGUGAUUAAUAGGAGAAUAAAUUCUAUAUGAGCAAACAUUUAAUUCACAGCACUGUUCCUGUCAUCGUCCUUAAUGUUCCCAUUAAAUGCUAAACAUGUCCAUUAGAAGCAUGUGGACUAACAACCACUGGUGAUUAUUGAUGUCUGUUUACGUGGAACGCAUGGAAUGUUCUUCUACUGUUUGAGUCAUGUGUUGUGUCCUUGAGUGAGCUUUUCCUAUUUUGUGACCUUUAAGAAAUGUGCUUUAGUUCAAUGAGCAGAAGUCAAAUGUAUGAUAACAGUUAAUGCUGAAACAAUCCAAAAUAUAACAUGGGUAACAUCGUAUGACAAUUUUGAAACAUGUUUUGUAAUGACAUUUUGGCAGGAACAUGGCUCCAUACCUCUUGUUCCAGCCUAGUCAGUUUUCUUAAAGUGUGUAAGUGACAGAUACAUAGUGAACUCAGAUGUGUUUUAAUUUCACACACUCCACUGCUGACAUUUGUUUAUCAGUUUCUUGGUUUGAAUGCGUUAAAGUGAUGCCUUCACUUGUGUAUUUGACAUGUCAGACUUUUUCUGCUGUUUGUGCGCGUACGUGUGAUUCGCUGAUGUUCAACAUCUACUGGCUGCAUAGAUCUUUGAGUGCCUGUGUGUGAGGACUGUGGUGUGUACUGUAUGUGUGUGUGUGUGUGCUCUAUCUGCUUUUACAGUGUAAACAUUUGUGCAAUAUCUCUGCAGACUAUUGGUGUGCGUCUCUCUUCAAAGCUGAGAGAAUAAAUUAACGUAUAUCUCACUGAAGACAGUAAAUUGACCUUUGUAUAUUCUGUUAUUAUAAUUAACUCCCAUGUGAAGCUCAUGGAAGGUGGUUUUGGGGAUAUUUGUUGAAUUUCAAAGUGUAAAAUCUGAAAACUCGUCAGACAGAUGACAUUAUGCUGUAGCGGUUUGCAGGUCAGCUCUUCCUGACCAGUGUGUUUUAUGGCGAACAUGAUCAAUUUUGAUCCUAAUAUGGUCUAAAAUUUUAAACAACUUCAGAUAAUAAAUGUUUUUUUCUGUCUGUA